GAUUGGAUGAAACGGCAACACCGGAUUUAUGUCAAGUACGUAACUAUCGUAUACUACAGUAUAUUACACCACUCACACCACUUUAGAGCCUGUGCACAUGCGCAGUUCGAGUUUCGAAUGAAUGGGAAAUAAGUAAAGAGGUUGUAAACUAAACUAUUUCGAAUGCGCACUUAUGUAGUUGACUCUUAAAAAUAGUAAUUGAUGUACGUGACGUGAAGGUGUAAUUUGGUGUUUUUUUUUUAAUUUGACCUUAAACUGACAAACAUGAAUCAACGUAAUAUCAAGUGGUGUUCUGCCCUGUGUUGCAAGGAUACGUGAAAAUAUAGUGUCACGCCGGCCUUCCGCAGUACGGUAUUUCUAACUAAACUGUCAGGCAAACUGACAGUUAUCUUGGCCGAGAACAUUUUACCAAAAUUAGUUAAAAUUGCAUUUUCAUAUAGUAUACCGGAAAGCUGCACUCUUGUGAGGGAAUUUCGGCAGUUUCAUAGUCCGUUUUCAAAAUACCUAACAAUGCGAUAAUUAUAUCUCAGGUGUGGCAUUAGUUGCAUCGACUUUGACCACAUUUACAAUAUCUUAAUAUAUUUAAGAUGGAUACUGCUACAGAUGGUGACAAUCUCUGUGCUGAAAAUGAUCUCGAAAAUAAAAUAAAAGAACUUAUGGAAUCAAUAAAAUCUUUGGAAUCGGAAAAAAAUCACAUAAGAGAGGAAUUUGGUAUACAGCGUGCAAAAAUGAAGGAGAUGUAUUUGCAGAAAGAAGAGGAACUUAAACGAGAGAGUGCAGAACACAAACGACUUCUUGAUGAAGUGAAAAAACUUAAUAUGGAAUUGGGUGAAGCCAAAAGUCAGUUAUUGGUUGCAGGAUUGCGUAUGGAAUGUGAACAGGAAGUUGAAAGAAAGUGUCAGGAAGAGAUUGCUACUUUGCAACAACUUGUUCAAGAAACAUUUGAAGAAUCACACUCAUCAAGAAGCAAGUUUGAAAGUGAAGUUAAACAACUUCGUCACUUAAAUGAACGCUUAGAAUCUGAGAAUCAAGAUCUUCGAAAUCAAUUGCUUCAGGGAACUUCUGACAAGGGUGAGCGUGAUUCACCAAUUCUUGCUCCAGGAGUUAUGUUGUCAGCUGUUACCAAGACCUUUGCUCGAAAAGUAGCUAGUCAACUUGGCGCAGAUGCCUCAAACAUUUCUCAAGACAAUUUGGAAGAUAGUAUGCGGAAGGUAAACAAAUAUGCACAAGAAGAUGCAGAAGUUCUCCGUUCAUUAGUUAUACCUCUAGAAGAAGAAAUACAAGCAUUAAAGGAGAAGAUAAGACAACAGGAUGAAUUGCUCAGAAAAUUUCCUGAUGAAAAGGGUGUGUCACCCACGAAGUCUGGAAUUCUCCCUCUAACUCCAGUUGUAGAUGUGGAUAUAGUUGGGCCACCGACCUCUUCAGUUCAUGCAUCACAAAAAGGAAGUACAAUGAAAUCUGUAGGUUCAGUGUCAAGUUUGAAUGAGGUACAGACUGCCGCUAGUACCAAAACUGUGCCAGAUCCUACUACAACAUUACUGGAAGAUCAAAGUAGAUUUGCUGAGAUUAAUCAAGACAAGAUGUCUGAAUCAUCUUCUCAAGGAGCUAUUUCAAGUGGUCCUCAGCAGCUUUGUGACAUGUGUUCCAAUUAUGAAGCACAGUUGGUUAAAUCACAGCAACAAACUCAGGAAUUAGAAAAACAACUCGCUUCCCAGGAAAGAACUUUACAGCGGUAUCGGGAGGAUCUUGCUAAAGAGUCAGAUUUCAGGAAAGAAAUGGAAGAGAAAUGGAAUGAAAAGAAGGAGGAACAUAAAAUGCAGGUGGCAGAUUUGAAGGAGAAAAUGCAGACAGCUGAAGAAGCUUUAAAUGAAUUGCGACAAACAUAUUCUCAAACUAUAACUGAAGUAACAGAUCAGUUGGUACGUCUUUCCCAGGAUCGUGAAAAAGUUCAGAAAGAAUUGACGAGAUUGCAGUUGGAAAAUGAAAAUUUGGUGGGAAAACAUAGUGCGCAUUCCCAACAACUUCAAAAUGAAAUGAUAAAUCUUCCUGAUAAAGUGGAAGACUUGCAUGAGUUACUACUGAAGUUUCAUGAAGAGCUUAUAGCUGCUAAAGUGGCAAAAGAAGCAGCUGAAGAACAAGUGAAGACUUUCAGGUGUGAAAAUCAAUUACUCCGUGAUCAAAUGAGUGCUGAACAGCAAGGAAGGGAAAAUAUGGAAGAUAACCUUACUUCAGAAUUGGUAAACCUAAAGACCCAGCUUGGAGCCUAUGAAAGGGAUCGUCGGUUAAAUCAAGAAAAACAAGAGCAGCUAGAGCCAAUUAUAGAAAAUAACAAGCGUUUGAUGGAGGAACUUAAGUCUCAAUUGACAGAAUCACAGAAGGCCAAGAGCCAUUUGGAGGAAAUAGUUGCUGAACUGCGUAGUCGUGUUGGUUCUUUACAACAAGAAUUGGAUAAUGCCGAGACUGUGCAACAAGAUUUUGUUCGUCUCUCUCAGUCAUUACAAGUUCAGCUGGAAAAAAUUAGAGAUGCAGAUUCACAAGUGAGGUGGCAGCAUGAAGAAGAUGUGGAAGAAUGCCCCAUAUGUCGAAAUAGUUUCUCUGUCACAAGAAGAAAGCAACACUGCAGACACUGUGGGAGAAUACUUUGUACAAAUUGCCUCCCCCACACCGUUCUGAGUGGACCUAGAAAGCGACCUUCUAGGGUGUGUGGCGUGUGUCACACUCUUCUUGUCAAAGACACUGCACCAUAUUUCAGUACAGAACCACCACAUACACCAGACUAAAUAAGAACCAGUGUAAUGAAAUUGGAUGCAGGAAACAUCUUGUAUUUUGGUACCCAUUAUCUGUGACAUAUAUUUACAUAAUUGUACAUAUGAAUACUACAAAACUAUUACUUAGUCAAGGGAGUAGAAAUUAACAGCAUCAUUUUGUGAACAAAUCUUAGACGAGUCAUAAUUAAACUCUGUAUACUUAUCUCUUGGUCACUUUUCUGUUGUCUUAUGUUGAAAGUCAUAGGUCAAUAUUGAAUUGUUAAUACGCUGUGUUAACUUUGUGAGUAGAAGUUCUAAUCUUCAAAAAUUACUAGUCGUUUCCCAUUGAGUAUAUCUUGUAAAGUAUUGUUUUGCUUCUAUAAAACAAUUUGUAAAGUAACAUUAAGAAAAUUAUUGAAUUGUCUUAUAUGAUGUGAUGCUGGCAAUUAUAUCAGAUUCAUAAAAAAUGUUUAUAAAAUAAAGUUGGAGAACAGUUCUUACACUUUUGUUAAUAUAUUUUGUUCAUCAUUUUUUAAUGUAUUCAUCAUGUGUGUUGCGUCAAAAUUGCAAUUGCCAGGGCCAACUGUUGUCUUUAUGAAAGUCCUCAAAUGUCUCCCAUGUAACCAAUUCGAAAAUUCCAAACCAAACAUCUUUCAUUCCUUGGCUGUUGAUGUUUAAUUUCAGUUCUGAAGACACGUUCUAAACAUUUCCUGAAAAAUGCUCUUAAUUUUUUUCUUAAAAAGUUCACAAAUCAAAGGCACGGAAAAUGUGAAAUGCUAGAGAUGAAAAAGGUGUUUUGUAUAUUGUCUAAUGUAAAGUGUUUGAAAUAAUUUAAUAUAGAAUAGUGUAACUCCC
Molecule: messenger RNA, 3602 nt
Organism: Gryllus bimaculatus (two-spotted cricket)
Lineage: Eukaryota; Metazoa; Arthropoda; Insecta; Orthoptera; Gryllidae
Source: the annotation of a GenBank genome assembly